AUGGGAGGAAUCCGUGAGAAGAAAGCUGAAUACUUCGCCAAGCUCAGAGAGUACUUGGAAGAAUACAAGUCUGUGUUCGUUGUCGGUGUCGACAAUGUCUCUUCGCAGCAGAUGCACGAGGUCAGAAAGGACCUGAGAGGCCGUGGUGUCGUCCUCAUGGGUAAGAACACCAUGGUUAGACGUGCCAUCAGAGGUUUCCUCUCUGACUUGCCAGACUUCGAGAAGUUGUUGCCUUUCGUCAAGGGUAACGUCGGUUUCGUCUUCACCAACGACUCUUUGAAGGACAUCAAGGAGGUCAUCACCUCCAACGUUGUCGCCGCCCCAGCCAGAGCUGGUGGUAUUGCCCCAGAGGACAUCUGGGUCAGAGCCGUCAACACCGGUAUGGAGCCAGGUAAGACCUCUUUCUUCCAGGCUUUGGGUGUCCCAACCAAGAUUGCCAGAGGUACCAUUGAGAUUGUCUCCGACGUCAAGGUCGUUGAUGCCGGUACUAAGGUCGGUGCUUCCGAGGCUGCUUUGUUGAACUUGUUGAACAUCUCUCCUUUCGUUUUCGGUUUGACUGUCGUCCAGGUCUACGACAACGGCCAAGUGUUCCCAUCCUCCAUCUUGGACAUCACCGACGAGGAGUUGGUCAAGCACUUCGUCUCUGCCGUCGCCACCAUCUCUGCCAUCUCUUUGGCCAUUGGUUACCCAACCUUGCCAUCUGUUGGUCACUCUAUCGUCAACAACUACAAGAACUUGUUGGCCGUCGCCAUUGCCUCCAAGUACAUCUACCCAGAGAUCGAGGAGUUGGCUGACAGAAUCGAGAACCCAGACAAGUACGCUUCUGCUGCUCCAGUCGCCGCUGCCGACUCUUCUUCUGCCCCAGCUGAGGAAGCUGCCCCAGAGGAGGACGAGGAGUCUGAGGACGACGACAUGGGAUUCGGUCUGUUCGACUAA
Molecule: messenger RNA, 936 nt
Organism: Lachancea thermotolerans CBS 6340
Lineage: Eukaryota; Fungi; Ascomycota; Saccharomycetes; Saccharomycetales; Saccharomycetaceae
Gene: RPP0
Product: 60S ribosomal protein uL10
Exons: 1
Coding region: 1-936 (311 amino acids)
Biological process (GO): cytoplasmic translation; ribosomal large subunit assembly; ribosome biogenesis
Cellular component (GO): cytosolic large ribosomal subunit
Molecular function (GO): structural constituent of ribosome; large ribosomal subunit rRNA binding
Source: RefSeq, a predicted model, not a curated record